Trypanosoma theileri is the source of this 951-nucleotide messenger RNA. RefSeq lists its product as uncharacterized. The record is from RefSeq and is a predicted model, not a curated record. NCBI's taxonomy places the organism in Eukaryota, Euglenozoa, Kinetoplastea, Trypanosomatida, Trypanosomatidae. Bases 1 to 951 code for a protein of 316 amino acids. The transcript has a single exon.
AUGGUAAUGAUGAUGCGCUACGUGCUGUGUAUCCUCGCUCUCCUGCUCUCAUGUGCGUGUGUGUACGUCCUCGCUGAAGAAGUGCCUGCCGCCGAUCUUUCCGACCAAGUCCCUGAUACGGAUAGUGAGACAAAGUGCACUCAAGGUACUUCUCGUACUUCUGAUGCUCCUGAAUGUAAGGAAGCUAAAGUUAAACCUGAGACAACACUUGGACCUAAACCGGAUGCUUCCAGUGCCCCUGGUGGUGGCGGUGCUCACGCUGGUAAUGUAGAACAGAGUACUUCUGCUAAUGGACGAAGUCCUCAAGGUACCAAAGGUGAAGCUGAAUGCUCUGCUGGCGCUGUUGGUGAUAAUGAAAAUUGUCGUACUACUACUACAAGUGAAUCUUCUGCACCUGGACAUGGUAGUAGUGGUAGUGGAGAGAGUCAACCAACACAAGUUACAGCACAAAGGACUGAGACGGUCAGUGAUGUACAAGACCCACCGGGUCCUCCCGGUGAAUCUGGUACUGCAGUUGAUGAUACCACAGGUAGAGAUGCUGCUGCUGAUCCCUCUCCUGGUCCUACUUCUGAAUCUCCUACUACUGGGGAGAUUGGUGGUGCAUCGUCUGCAAGUGAAGGUCAUGCUGGAGGAAGUGAGGGAAAUGCAAAUGGAACAGCAGAACAACCUUCUACUAACGGUUUAACCACAACGGGUGGCGGUGAAAAUUCUAGUGCCGCAACGAAUGAGAACGACCCCUCAUCUGCAGGAACUGCAAAUUCUGGGGAUGAAACUACAACAAAUAAUGAGGAAUCAACCUCUAUCUCAACCACAACAACAACAACACUUCCUCCUGAACUCACAAACAACAAGAAGGGUGAUGCAGACAGCAGCAGCAGUAUCAACAGUUCUGUGUGGGUGCGUGUACCACUACUGAUUGUGGUUACACUGGCCUGUAUUCUUGUGUGCUGA